Aspergillus welwitschiae is the source of this 3015-nucleotide messenger RNA. RefSeq names its product putative FAD dependent oxidoreductase. Bases 1 to 3015 code for a protein of 1004 amino acids. Gene Ontology annotation, molecular function: flavin adenine dinucleotide binding; NADP binding; transmembrane transporter activity. The transcript has 17 exons. NCBI's taxonomy places the organism in Eukaryota, Fungi, Ascomycota, Eurotiomycetes, Eurotiales, Aspergillaceae. Gene Ontology annotation, biological process: transmembrane transport. Gene Ontology annotation, cellular component: membrane. The record is from RefSeq and is a predicted model, not a curated record.
AUGACUCGUGAAAUCCAGCAAGUGGCCGUGAUCGGUGCUGGCAUUAGUGGUGUUGUCUCCGCGGCCCACCUUCUUGCGCACGGGAUCGACGUCACUGUCUUUGAACGGAAUCAUGCAGCAGGUGGCGUUUGGCUUCACGAUGAAAGAAAACCACUCGAACCUAAUUACCCGGCCAUAAAGCCGUCCAUCUCAGAGAGACAUCGAGAGGAGGACCGUAGACAUGCCGAUGCAUUAUUAUUGGAGCACGCUCCACCAGGACCAUGCUAUGAUGGACUCAAAAACAAUGUGGCCACAUCGCUGAUGCGGGUCAAACUCAAUGCCUGGCCGAAAGGAACACCGGAGUUUGUCAGCCAUACGGUAAUGAAGGAGUACAUCCAGGAUACGUCGAAGAAAGCCGGUGCCGAAAGCGUUACAAUAUACGGAGCUCGAGUGACCAGGUUGCGCAAGAUUGAUCGCAAAUGGGACGUUACGUGGACGACCUUGAAGAAAACCACACAAUCGGGAACAUUUGAGGAACAGGAGGAAACUGCUAAAUUCGAUGCGGUAAUAGUCGCUUCAGGCCACUAUCAUGCGCCUCGGGUUCCAGAUACACCUGGGCUGUCCAAAGCGAAAGCACAGUGGCCGUCGCGCAUAACUCACUCGAAGGGGUACAGAAGCCCGAACCCUUACGCUGGCAAGAACGUCUUGCUCAUUGGAGGCGGGGUAUCCUCAACGGAUCUUGCUCGAGAAAUCGGUCCCUUGGCCAAGAACGUCUACCAAAGCACGCGGAACGGUGAAUUCGAUAUCUCUGCCAGUGUCCUUCCGGAGAAUGGUACAAGAAUCAGUGAGAUAGAACGAUUCGAAAUCGAGGCAAAGGCUGCUACAGAUGAUGAGGCUUUGCCGAUCAAGGUACACCUGAAGUCAGGGCAGACGCUUUGUGGAAUUGAUGCGAUCAUCAUCUGUACCGGAUACCAUAUCACGCUGCCUUUUCUGCCGGAAUAUCACGACGAUGCAACACCAGCGGAGCGAGCAAGUGAUACAGUCUUAGUGACUGACGGGACGCAGGUGCAUAACUUGCACAAAGACAUCUUCUACAUCCCGGAUCCAACCUUGGCAUUUGUGGGAGUCCCAUACUACACAGCGACGUUUACGCUGUUUGAAUUUCAAGCAAUAGCUGUAGCGAACGUUUUUGCCGGGAUUGCGGAGCUACCAGCGGAGAGUGCGAUGAAAGACGAAUACACCCGUAAAAUCGAAGAGAAGGGUAGUGGCAAGCGCUUCCACUCUCUGAAGGAUAUUGAAGAAUUUUACGUGAUUGACCUGUUGGAGUGGAUCAAUGGAUACAGAGCUAAGCAUGGUCUCUCCGCGAUCGAAGCCCACUCAGACAGUUGGCAUCUAGCGAAAGCCGAGCAGAGGGAGAGAGUUAAGGUGCUACUGGGGACUGGCCGGAGACGAGACAGCGGCAUCGGGGAGCUUCCGGUGUUGGAGACCGGAGUAACCAUGGCUCCAUCGCCAACUACGGUUGAAGAAAGAGCAGUUGACACAUCCAGUGGAAUUGUCCAACAAAAUCCAAAGCGGAGAUGGGUUAGCUACAUCUGGGAUACAUUCGACAAGUCUCCCGAGGAGCGCAGACUGCUCUUCAAGCUGGACACAGCUAUCCUAACAUUUGCAUCGCUAGGCUACUUUAUCAAGUAUCUCGACCAAGUCAACAUAAACAAUGCCUUCGUUUCCGGAAUGAAGGAAGACCUUGGCUUAUACGGCAACCAGCUCAACUACAUGCAGGCGUGCUGGACAGUGGGCUAUGUGAUUGGUGAAAUCCCAAGUAACAUGCUUCUGACACGCAUACGGCCUAGAUACUGGAUUCCGGCCAUGGAGUUGCUAUGGACAGUCCUUACGUUCGCCUUGUCGCGGAGUACCAAUGCGACGCACUUUUAUGUCUUGCGCUUUUUCAUCGGCCUUGCCGAGAGUAGUUUCUACCCCGGAAUGCAGUACAUCAUCGGUUCGUGGUAUCGAAAAGACGAGCUCGCAAAGCGAUCAUGUAUCUUCCACACCAGCAGUGGAAUUGCGAGUAUGUUCUCUGGGUACCUGAUGGACGCAGUGUAUCAUCUUGGAGGACGGGGAGGAUUGAAGGGCUGGCAAUGGCUCUUCAUGAUCGAUGGAAUUAUAUCAAUUCCAGUGGCUCUUAGCGGCUUCUUCAUUUUGCCGGAUGUUCCUGAAAUCUCGAGUCCGUUUUACCUCAGCGAGCAGGAAGUAAAGUUGGCGCAGAAACGGAUGCAAUUUGAAGGACGGAAGAACAGAGAGCCAUAUACCAAGUCGAAACUGAAGAAGAUCUUCUCUUCUUGGCGCAUCUACUUGCUCACAAUCGUAUACAUCACAUUUAACAACGGCGCAGCAGGCAGUCAACCUGUCUUUCAACAAUACCUCAAAGACUCCACCAACCCCAAAUACUCCGUUGGCCAAAUCAACGCCUACCCGACCACCACAAACGCGGUGCAGGUCGUCACAACCCUCAUCUACGCAUGGACUUCCGACACAAUCCUCCAAGGCCGCCGCUGGCCCUGCAUCAUCAUCGGAGCGUGUAUAAACAUAAUCUGCUACGUCUCCCUCGCGAUCUGGAACAUCCCUACAGGCUGGAAAUGGACCUGCUACAUCCUCGCCGGCGCAGGCUACGGCCUGAGCGGACUAUGCAUGGCAUGGGCCCACGAGAUCUGCACCGACGACAAUGAAGAGCGCGCGCUAGUCGUCGGCAGCAUGAACGAAAUGGCGUAUGUGUUUCAAGCCUGGUUGCCGCUGGUGGUGUGGCAGCAGGUGGAUGCACCGCAGUACCGGAAGGGGUUUAUUACGGUGACGAUUAUGUCUGUGAUUUUGAUUAUUUCGACGGUGGCGACGUGGAGGUUGCAGAUUUGGGAGGGGGAGCCGAAAGUGGUUCAGGGUGAGGGGAUGGAAGUUGAGAGAAGUGAGAGUGAUUUGGGGGAUACUAGUAGUAGUCAUGAUGGGCGUGUGGAAGGAGUAGAUGGGGGGCAGGUAAGGAAGAUUUAG